Penicillium crustosum is the source of this 885-nucleotide messenger RNA. It is a transcript of the gene erg13, whose product is annotated as hydroxymethylglutaryl-CoA synthase. Lineage: Eukaryota; Fungi; Ascomycota; Eurotiomycetes; Eurotiales; Aspergillaceae. The coding region runs from base 1 to 885 and encodes 294 amino acids. The record is from RefSeq and is a predicted model, not a curated record. Gene Ontology annotation, molecular function: hydroxymethylglutaryl-CoA synthase activity. Gene Ontology annotation, biological process: ergosterol biosynthetic process; acetyl-CoA metabolic process. The transcript has 3 exons.
AUGGCUGCUCGUGCCCAAAACAUCGGUAUCAAGGCCAUUGAGGUCUACUUCCCUACUCAGUGUGUCGACCAGGUUGAGCUUGAGAAGUACGAUGGCGUCGCUGCUGGAAAGUACACCAUCGGUCUCGGACAGACCAAGAUGAGCUUCUGUGAUGACCGUGAGGAUAUCUACUCCAUGACCCUCACCGUCCUCUCCUCCCUCAUGAACAAAUACAACAUCGACCCCAAGUCCGUUGGAAGACUCGAGGUUGGCACUGAGACCCUUUUGGACAAGUCCAAGUCCGUCAAGUCCGUUCUCAUGCAGCUUUUCGCUCCUCACGGAAACACCAACAUUGAGGGUGUCGACAACGUCAACGCCUGCUACGGUGGCACCAACGCCGUCUUCAACAGCAUCAACUGGCUCGAGUCCUCCGCCUGGGAUGGCCGUGAUGCCGUUGUGGUCUGCGGUGAUAUUGCCCUGUACGCCGCUGGUGCUGCCCGCCCUACUGGUGGUGCUGGUUGCGUCGCCAUGGUCAUUGGCCCCGAUGCUCCUAUCGUCUUCGAGCCCGGUCUCCGUGCCUCCUACCUCACCCACGCCUAUGAUUUCUACAAGCCUGACCUCACCAGCGAGUACCCCGUUGUCGAUGGUCACUACUCCCUUCGUUGCUACACCGAGGCUGUCGAUGCCUGCUACAAGGCCUACGACGCCCGUGAGAAGACCCUGAAGGCCCAGACUAACGGUGCCAACGGUGCCGCCGACGAGUCCCUGUCCCCUCUGGACCGUUUCGACUACAUCUUGUUCCACGCCCCUACUUGCAAGCUCGUCCAGAAGUCCUACGCUCGUAUGCUCUACAAUGAUUUCCUGGCCAAACCCCUCCCACCCUGCUUUCGCCGAGGUUGCCCCUGA